AUGGAGACCGCUGGAUCUAUAGGGAUGCAGGACUUGAACAGUCUGUCCUAUGAGAUGUCGCAGUUCGAUCGGUACUUUUCUCAAGCAACUUCUUAUGGCAAUGGCGAUGUACACUUGCCGCUUGCAGCGCUGCAAGAUCAGCCGCUAUCGAGUCUUGAUCAGCAAUCUCAGCCCCCUGCAAAACGGCCUCGGAACUCGCCUUUGAGCAAUUCCUUGGAUGAACCAAUCACCGUGGCCAAUGACUCUGAUGCACAUGGGGGUCUUGAGAUGAUAGAUAGUACUACUAAUGGUGUAGCGAACUGUGAUACUCAGAUCGCGGAUUUCUUGUCUCAUGGUCUCAAUGGACAUACAAGUCAGAAUAUCUCUAGCGGCUCGGGAACGUCAGCUUCAUUUGUUUCUGCCUCUAGUCAGAGCAAUUCAACCCCGGCGUCUACUGUCAACGAUGCGCCUUCCUCGUCUUUUAUUAGCACAGACAUCAAGGCGGCAGUCGACACUACAGACUACGGGAGAUAUCGACCAAGAUCAUCCAUUCCUUCGAGGCUCUCAGCCGCCGUCUAUGCCCAUCAGUGCGUUACAGCAGCGUAUGCAUGCAGGCUUAAUCCAUAUGCUCUCCACAAGAAGGAGCAGGAAGCCCUACAAGAUCACAUGUGCCAUCUUCACGUCACUGUCUAUCUGAAUAUUCGGAACGGCAUACUCCGGCUUUGGACUCGGAACCCAAUGGUCAGUGUAACCAAGGAGGAAGCUCUUGGGUGCGCAAAGGACUAUCGUUGGAUGGGCUUGGCAUCGUUUGCAUUUGAAUGGCUUGUGCGAAAUGGGUAUAUUAAUUUCGGCUGCGUUGAGGUUCCGCCGGCUGUAGUAUUUCCCAAAAAAGGGCGACGGAAGGAUGGUCCUGUCAUCGUUGUGAUCGGAGCCGGGAUGGCAGGUCUUGGUUGCGCCAGACAGUUGGAGGGUCUCUUCAGCCAGUACCACGAUCCUUUGAUAUCGCCGCGGGUUGUUGUACUGGAAGGAAGACGAAGAAUCGGUGGUCGUAUCUAUUCACAUCCCUUACAAAGUCUUCGAUCGUCUAAAUUUGCACCGGGAUUUGUUCCCAAGGCUGAGAUGGGUGCUCAGAUUAUUGUCGGUUUCGAUCGUGGGAAUCCCUUAGACCAGAUUAUUCGCGGGCAAUUAGCGCUGCCGUAUCAUCUACUACGAGAUAUCUCGACCAUCUAUGAUAUCGACGGCUCUCCUGUCGAUGAAGUCCGGGAUGCCAUGGACGAGCGGCUGUAUAACGAUAUUCUAGACCGCUCAGGACUUUACCGGCACAAAUCUGUCAUGGCAGCCACUGCCGAAGGUGAUAGGGGACUUAUUGACUCUGGUCGUGACCUGACAAUGAGCGACGGUCUCACAGUGAGACAGUACGAGGAGGCACGUGCAGCAGGUACUGUUGGGCUCUUGUUUCCCACCAAAAAGGUUCGGCGAGGUGUAAGCCAUAAGACUGCAGACAUCAAAACGACUGUGCCUGCUGUGGCGGAUAUUGGUCCGACAGAUGAACAACCGGCAGCGUUGGCCUGCCGGGCCAUGGGAUGGAAGUUGAGGGAUGGUGUCUCUCUGAACGAGUCGCUAGAUCUGGGUCCUAUCGCGAGAGCUUCAGAUUUGCAAACGCUGGGUGCCGUAAUGGACGAGGGAGUCAAACAGUAUCAGCAUAUGCUUCCUCUGACGCCUAAGGAUCUGCGGUUGAUCAAUUGGCACUUUGCUAACCUGGAGUACGCGAACGCGGCUAAUAUUGGCAAGCUCAGCCUUUCCGGUUGGGACCAAGAUAUGGGCAAUGAAUUCGAAGGCGAGCACUCUCAAGUAAUUGGCGGAUAUCAACAAGUUCCUUAUGGGCUGUGGUCGCUACCGACAAAACUCGAUGUGCGAACGAACAAAACCGUGACCAAGAUCUCCUACGAUCCCACGGGGUCUGGAAAACGGAAGACAGUGGUUCACUGCGAGGACGGUGAAUCAUUUGUUGCGGACAAAGUGGUCUUUACGGGAUCUCUUGGUAUUCUCAAGUAUCAGUCAAUUCAGUUCUCACCUGCCUUGCCUGACUGGAAGUCGGGGGCCAUUGAGAGGCUUGGUUUCGGAGUCAUGAACAAAGUGAUACUAGUGUUUGAGGAACCCUUCUGGGAUACAGAAAGAGAUAUGUUUGGGCUUCUACGUGAACCCAGGAAUCGGGAAAGUCUAGUCCAGGAGGAUUAUGCAGCCAACCGGGGCCGGUUCUAUCUUUUCUGGAACUGCAUGAAAACAACCGGCCUUCCAGUCCUGAUCGCACUGAUGGCCGGUGACGCAGCUCAUCAGGCGGAAUGUACACCCGAUGCCGUGAUUGUCGCCGAAGUGACCAGCCAACUGCGCAAUGUCUUCAAACACGUGGCUGUGCCCGAUCCGCUGGAGACCAUCAUCACGCGAUGGGGUUCGGAUCGAUUCACCCGGGGGACCUACUCUUACGUGGCUGCGCAGGCGCUGCCGGGUGACUACGAUCUGAUGGCGAAGCCCAUUGGCAAUCUACACUUUGCAGGCGAGGCCACCUGCGGCACGCAUCCGGCCACUGUUCACGGCGCCUACCUGUCGGGCCUCCGAGCUGCAUCAGAAAUCAUCGAUAGUGUCCUCGGUCCUCUCGAGCUGCCGAAUCCGUUGGUGCCUGAAAAGGGCAAGACCGCCGAGCUAGGCACACCCGUGGCUGCAGGCCAGAAAAGAAAAGGGCCAUCUCUAUCCACAGCACCUCUCGCCUUCGCGUCUGCCCCCACCGGCUCGUCCGCCUCCGCACCCGCUUCCGGCGACGCGCCCCUCCGCGAAGCCUACGAACAAGCCAUGUGGGCCGCGAUCCACGCCGAACUGGGGGCCCCCGAGCCACGACCGGCGCGGACAGGCCUGAACCCCUUCCUCCUCUACCAGAAGGACUACUGGGGCAAAGCGCGGCAGCAGUGCGACGAGGCGCGGCAGGCCGCGACAAGGAACCCGAGCGCCAAGGCCGCGCGCGACGAGAUCCGGCAGGCGCUGGGCCUGAUGUGGCGGCAGGCAAGCGAGGAGGAGAAACGGCCGUACAUCGAGCAGACGGAGGCCAACCGGCAGACGAACACGGCGAUCUGGGACCGGUGGAAGCAGAGCAUGAAGGAGUGGGAGCGGAGAUCGUACGAGGUCAAGGACCGGUGGUGUGCGGCGCACCCGUUCGAGACUUGGCAGCCGCCCGCGAAGAGAUGA
Aspergillus clavatus NRRL 1 is the source of this 3216-nucleotide messenger RNA. It is a transcript of the gene aof2, whose product is annotated as putative lysine-specific histone demethylase Aof2. The record is from RefSeq and is a predicted model, not a curated record. Lineage: Eukaryota; Fungi; Ascomycota; Eurotiomycetes; Eurotiales; Aspergillaceae. Bases 1 to 3216 code for a protein of 1071 amino acids. The transcript has a single exon. Gene Ontology annotation, molecular function: oxidoreductase activity; protein binding.